AUGGCCAAGGAAGCAAACACAAAAUUACAUGUCAACCAGUCCAAUGAAGGAGAGGACAACAAACAAGCAUCAUUCCAUCCACACCACAUCACCCUUAAAACCUUCCACACCCUACUAUCCCACUACCCAACAACGGUAGAGCGAGUUUACCGCGGUAAACUAACCCAGAAGCUGCAAUCAAAAGCAUUGAAAGGACCAAAGCGCAAAGCAGAGACAAAUACCAGCACAGCACCGACAAAAACAGAACUCGAUCCAUCGCAGGAGAAGCACAUUCUCGAAGAAAUAGAUAAGUUCCUCCAACUUGACCAGUGGCGAUAUGAAGAACUGCCGAAGAUCAUCGCGGAGCGGGCGAAUGAAUCCCAUAAAGGAAGUGGGCUGGAGGGGACGCAUUUGCUUAAGGAGGAGUUAAUUGAUAUCAUGGAAUGGAAGACAAAACAUGGAGUCUCUCGUCCCAUGCUGAUGGGAAUGGUGAAAAGCAACCCAGUUGCUACGAUCACCAAGUCUACAUCUACUGCUUUCGCCGCCCUCCCAGAUGCGGAUACUGUGGCGCCGAAUGAUGCAUUCCCUAAAGCCAGUCUGGAUGCCCUUACUACGCUUAUUCGUGGCGUCGGGCCGGCUACUGCAUCUUUGAUUUUGUCUAUCGCUACGGUCUUGUAUGCGAAGAAACAAGUCCCGUUUUACAGUGAUGAUGUAUAUCUUUGGUUAUGUUUGAUGGAUUUCCCAGACGGUCGAGAUGUCAAGGAGCAGACGACUUCUAAACACAAAAAGCCUAAUGGGGAGUUGAUUGUCAAGUACAAUAUGAAUGAGUAUCGAGAUCUGUGGAAUGCUGCACAUGAGUUGCGGACACGGUUGAAUGAUGAUGCUGGAAAGACUGGGGAUGGACCUGUUUCUUUUGUUGAUAUUGAGAGGGCUGCUUAUGUGCUCCGGAAUAUCGCUGUUUCGGAUUACUAUACCAGUCCAGAUCCCGAGGCUAGUUGGGAGAGUGUGGAAGUUACGGAACAGGGGAAUAGUCCGAUAUCACAGGAAUCAAAGGUUGAUUCUAGUGAGGUUGGCACGAGGCGGAGCAAGAGGGUGAAGCAAGGAGCUAUGUGA
Molecule: messenger RNA, 1092 nt
Organism: Penicillium griseofulvum
Lineage: Eukaryota; Fungi; Ascomycota; Eurotiomycetes; Eurotiales; Aspergillaceae
Exons: 2
Coding region: 1-1092 (363 amino acids)
Source: RefSeq, a predicted model, not a curated record